Messenger RNA from Frieseomelitta varia, 828 nucleotides. RefSeq lists its product as uncharacterized. NCBI's taxonomy places the organism in Eukaryota, Metazoa, Arthropoda, Insecta, Hymenoptera, Apidae. The record is from RefSeq and is a predicted model, not a curated record. The transcript is spliced from 3 exons. The coding region runs from base 365 to 766 and encodes 133 amino acids.
AGUCUUCAUUCAAGACUCGCGAGUUCAGGUAUUAAGUCGGGAGUACCGCAGUGUAUAGAACAGUACAAUAAACUGUAUCACUCGAUAUUCUCGAGACAGAAACUGUGCAUUUGUUUGAGUUUGCAUUUCUUUGCGUGCAUUCAGCAGGCAACGCUUAGUCAAGUCGAGUAAAAGUUUCGGCGAAGAUCACGUAGCCCUUCUCGAGCAACCAUUCGAGAUCCUUUCCUACCUAGACUCACCGAGUAUCAUUUACCAACCUUUGUUUCAACCUUUUGUCCCUUCGUCAAAUUACUUUCAAAUCUAAACACAAUCAGAGGUUUCAUACACUUUUCGACAAAAUAAGUUCCCUUGUCCUUUUGUAAACAUGAUGAAGACUCCAAUCGUACUCGCUUUACUGGGAAUUCUAUUCGCCGAUUAUACCUUUGCUGCUGCCAUUAAAUCCGAGGAAUUCGCUCAGCAACUCGAGAAAAUUAUUAGGGAGAUGCACCUCGAUAGCCGGCGUGUACAUAGAGCAACGGAAAGUAUAGAGGACCGACCAAAAAGGAACUGUUAUGAUACACCCUGCGGCUGGAACACGUAUGAUUCCGUAACGCGGCAGGCUACUGUAUUCAUGCCCAAUACAUGCAGAUGCCCCGACGACACAUAUAAAUGUGUGCGUACAGGAGAAAACGUGUCGAUGAGUGCAUAUGUAUAUCACUGCCGGCAAAAUACAACGGCAGAUGAUAUAGAGGGAGAAAUGUUUGAGGAUAUGGAAUAUCUUAGAUAAGAUAUACAUAUAUAUAUGUUAACAAUAUAUACAUACUAUAUAUUAUAUCAAUAUAUAUACAU